AGGAGGAGGAGGAGGAGGAGGCCCCUGCAUGGACCCCUUCAUCUACUGCAAUAAACUCCUGGAAAGAUUAAAGGAUAGGGUCCAUGAGGGCUUCCAGCACAACUCCCACCACUCUCAGAAAACUUUGACCAGAAGCCAAAAGGAUUUUUUUUUUUUUAUUACUUCAAUUAAGUUCUUCGGUUAUACUUUCUGUACAUUUUAUUUCCAAACAUGCAAUUUAAUUUGGUCUUUCAAAGAUGUUUCUACAUUGACAGGAAUAAAAAUCUAGGAGGAAAAUACGAAAACCUUUAUUUAUUUAUUCUAGAAGUAGUCAAACUGUGUUUAAGUGUUUUAAGCAGUUGAUUCAAGAGUUUAAACUCCCCACUGUUUGCUAAAACACAGGCUACGUUCACACUGCAGGCACAAGGGACCCAAAUCAGAUUUGUUUGCUCAUCUGAGACUCUGAUCAGAUUUUUUCAUUACAGUGUAAAACAGCACAAAACACCUUUUCGAUUCUGAUUUGGGCCACUUUUAUAUUUGGUCCAAAUCAGAUAAAGGUCUUAGUGUUUGCAAUGUGUGAACAGUUAUAUCAGGAUUAAUGUGACUUUUAUGUCACUCUAGAUCUACAUUGAUCACUUCAGGACUCUGACCUGUUCACACUGGAAUCUGAUCUGGGCCACAUUUAAUAAAUAAUGUGAACAAACAAAAUCAGAACGUACCCUAAUUUACUGAAUAAAUAAUACUUACUUAAUACUUACAUACUCUUCAACAUUGUACUGUUUAUUGCACUAUAUUUAUUUGGCAGCUACAUUUAUACUUAUUUCACAGUGACAUAAAAUAGAAAUUCAGGUGUCUGACUGAAGUUGUUUUUUGUUGCAGUUGCAGGUUUUUCCCAGGUGGUGGUGAUAGUGUGACAUCACUUCCUGCAGCGCUUCCCCUGCAUGAGGUUGAACAGCCAGUGUGGUGCAACAAGUGAGGACUAUAAAGUUACACUACAACAGUAAAACUGUAUCUGUAAGACCAACACAGGCAGGUGUUACUCUGCAGUCAGACCUUACCUCAUCACUGCAGCACAUCGCCUCUCUACACAAUCAAAACCACUACAGUAUUAAUGGACAUCAAAAACCAGAUCAAAGUGUCUUUACUCAGUCCAGGACCAACAUCUCUCCCUUCAAAAGACGAGACGUCACCCUUUUUCCGUGAUCAUGGCAGCCUCCAGUUUUCCAGCCAGCCAGCCGAGAGCCAUCUGCUGUCCCGCUGCCGCCUCUGUGGCUGUCAGUCAGACUGGAAGAGACGAGGAGUUAAUCAAGCCAAUUACUCCCGUGAGGAGAUCUAGGUUUAUUCUAUUCCGGAGAGAGAGAGAGAGAGAGAGAGAGAGAGAGAGAGAGAGAGAGAGAGAGAGAGAGAGAGAGAGAGAGAAGAAGGCGACAUCCAGAGUAAAAUAAAUUCCUUUGUGUGACAAAGAAAACAUUUGAAGACAAAACUGUGAUUUCCAUUUGUUCCUCACAAAACAGUGGAUACUCUGUGGAUGGGAAUCUUUGUUAUAGUGCUCCCUGAUGUCUCCUUCACAACAACAAAGAAGUCAACACAACCUUUACUUCAACUGGCAUCACACAUUUUGAAGUGAAGCCAAGCUCCUUAGUCUUACUGGCUGAACUGUGGAUGGAGAUCAUGAGGAACUCUCAGUCUCUACACCUGUUCCUUGUUCCCAUUUUAUUUUCUUUACUUUCACUCUUCUGCCCUGCAUCUGCCAGUUCAGGGUCUGAGUAUGGCUACGGAGCCCACCCACGUUUUGUUUGCACCCCUAUUCCCGUGGAUGCAGACCCUGCCUGCUUCCCUGCAGCGGGUCCAAGCGCAGGGGCAGCAGGGCCCAGCGGACCAGGCCAUCAAAGUGCACCUCCUGCUGGCUGGUGGGGGGCGAGUGAAGAAGCCAAAGCCACCAUCCUCCACCUCAGGGAGAGCCUUGUCCAGCAGAAAGAGACCAUCCUGGACCAGAGGGAGACCAUUAGAGAGCUGACGGCCAAGCUCACCCUGUGCGAGGGCCUGGGACGGGGCGCGGCGCCUCACGACGAGCACCACAGCACGGCCUCACACUCCCAUCACGCAGGGGUGGCCAGUCAUCACACGUACACUGACAACGAGCACUAUAGCAACCAGCAGGGUCACCAUGGAAACGGCAACCUCAUACCGGACUCACCUCACUACCCCUCCACGGGGGGGCAACGAUCUGAUGGAGGACACAGCAGCCAGGGGAAGGAUAAACAUGUGACACCAGGGGAUAUCACAUCAUCACCGGAGCAGAUGGAGAGGAUGCUGGUGGCGCUGAAGGACAGGCUGGACAACCUGCAGCAGAAGAGGAACACAUCCAUCACCUACUCCAGCUCCCUGAAGGAGCUACUUCAGAGGAAGAUCAGCGCUCUGGAGCAGCAGCUGCACCAUCGCACCUCCGCCCUCAGCAGUUCGGACCAUCACGACGACGACAGCAGCAACAGGGACGACGGACACCACCAUGAUGAUGAUGAGGCGGAUGAUUAUGAUGAUGAUCACCACGGCGACGGACACCACAACGAUGGCGGUCACAGUGACGGUGGGAACCACACCGACCAUCGCGACGACAGCCACAAUGAUGACCAUCAUGACGUAGAUGGUGACCGUGACGACCACGAUGACAGCCACCAUGUUGAUGAUGAUGAUGAUGAUGAUGAUGAUGAUGAUGACCACCACAGUAAUGAAGCACACAGUCACAGUUACCUUCCACACACAGGAUACAGAGCACCGGGGCCACAUGUUGGUUUCCACUCAAACAAACUGGAAACGAUGCUCAACCAGCUGCACCUCGCAGGAUCCAGCGAGAAGAAGACUCCUGACGCCUUCCAGAUCAGCUUCCCCAUGAGAACCAACUACAUGUACGGGCGGGUGAAGAGGACGCUGCUGCAGGAGAUCUUCGCUCUGACUCUGUGUCUUCGGAUCAAGGCAGGCGUGGGUCCCGGCCUGGGGACACCUUUUUCAUACUCAGCACCCGGACAGGCCAAUGAACUGGUGCUGAUCGAGUGGGGGAACAACGCCAUGGAACUGCUGAUCGAUGACAAGGCUGUGCCGCUCCCCCUGUCUCUGGGUGAUGGGAAGUGGCACCAUGUGUGUGUGACUUGGUCAACACGGGAUGGACAGUGGGAGGCCUACCAGGACGGAGUACAGAAGGGGUCCGGGAUAAAUCUUUCCCCCUGGCACCCUAUCAAACCUGGAGGGGUCUUCAUCCUGGGACAGGAACAGGACACUCUGGGAGGCCGUUUUGAUGCCACUCAGUCAUUUGUGGGUGAGAUGUCGGACCUGCACAUGUGGUCACAUGUCCUGACUGCCAGUGACAUCUACAGCCUGGCCUCCUGCGGCAGCCACCUCAGAGGGGACGUCAUCGCUUGGUCCGAGGCAGAGGUGGAGCUUCAUGGAGGCGUCUCCAGAUACCCCUUUGACCCCUGUCACUGAAAGGCCGUAACACCAGUGAAGAACUUGGGAGAUAUCCUGGAAACGUACAGAGAACAUUUAUCACUUAUUAAAAAAGGUGAAAGAAGGAAACAAAAUUCCCGUCGACUUUCAGGAUGAUCGCUCAGUGGCACCAACUCCUCCAAACUCAGCAUCAAUGCCUUCCUUUAAACUUAAUCAGUGACUUUUUUUCUUAGAGAAGAAAAACAAAAACAACAACAAAAAAAGUCCAAUUUGUGUUUACAGACACUGUGUAGGGACUUAAUGGUGUUGGCCUCUACUGUACUCAUGAGCUGGUGUUUUAUGUUAAACAGACCAAUGCUGUAUGUGACAUAUUGUCAUAUUGUUUAUAAGACUGUGAUACAAUUAGCAGACCUUACGUGGGUUCUGUUGUGGUGAAGUGACAAACGUUGUUACGUACGUUAGCUAGUUUUACUAAAUGUGCUGAGAAAUCCAUUUGUAAUCUUUUUUAUAAAUGUUUCCACGGGAGAUACAGCUAAUUUACCAAAGAAAAUGUAGAAAUUGUUUUGUGUCAUACGAUCUGUGUGAAAUAGAUAGAUUGGUGUUUUAUUUGGAGGAAGAAUUCAGUGUUUUACAGCUAUGACAUGGACUAUUGGCAUGAUACUGUGAUUCAGCACUGCUGCUUUAAACUAAUAGAAAAAGUUUAUUAUGCAUGUUUUUUAAAAGGUUUUUAUCUACAAUGUAUCUGUUUCCUCGCUGAUCACUUUUCCCUCUCCAAUAAAUUAGACUUAUCUUUUUGAAAUGAUGUAUUUUGUGUGAUCAAGUCAUUGCACUGUGGCUUUUUAUUUUCUGAAUGAUCUCGCCUUGACUGUAUAUUUGUUAUUGUACUGUAUAUAAAACAAUGAAUUUAGGCCGGGUUCGAUCUUUGACCUGUUGUUUUCUUCUUCAAAUGUUAUGACUGUAAAUAAAAGUGUGAUGAUACA
Dicentrarchus labrax (European seabass) is the source of this 4400-nucleotide messenger RNA. RefSeq names its product neuronal pentraxin-2. NCBI's taxonomy places the organism in Eukaryota, Metazoa, Chordata, Actinopteri, Moronidae. The transcript is spliced from 9 exons. The coding region runs from base 1642 to 3459 and encodes 605 amino acids. The record is from RefSeq and is a predicted model, not a curated record.